This is a messenger RNA of Exophiala xenobiotica, 1355 nucleotides long. RefSeq names its product 60S ribosomal protein L8-B. The transcript has 5 exons. Gene Ontology annotation, cellular component: ribonucleoprotein complex. Lineage: Eukaryota; Fungi; Ascomycota; Eurotiomycetes; Chaetothyriales; Herpotrichiellaceae. Bases 1 to 1026 code for a protein of 341 amino acids. Gene Ontology annotation, biological process: ribosome biogenesis. The record is from RefSeq and is a predicted model, not a curated record.
AUGCAUCUCCGUACUGUAUGGCUUUCAGCGGGCGAGCCCAGAUGUCUGGUCACGUGUCAGUCACUUCCCUGUGCCGAGCCCCGGCCUUCAAAAGAGCGUUGCGCCAAGACAGGCGUUACCGCUUCGAGAUCUUUUCCACACUCAAACAUUUUCCGACUCGAAUUGCGGACUUUGACUGUUCGCACAACUCUCAAGGCUUCUUACUUGAUCACGGUCAAUACCCUUUCCUCAAUCAAAAUGCCACCCAAAGGAAAGAAACCUGCGCCUGCGCCUUUCCCUCAGGGAAAGGCCGGCUCGACCAAGAAGGCUGCAAAGAACCCCCUCCUCGAGAAGAGACCCCGAAACUUCGGCAUCGGUCAAGAUAUACAGCCCAAGCGCAACCUGUCGCGUAUGGUGAAAUGGCCAGAAUACGUCCGCCUCCAACGCCAGAAGAAGAUCCUGAACAUGCGCCUGAAGGUUCCUCCUGCGAUCGCCCAAUUCUCCAACACCCUCGAUAGAAACACCGCCGCCGAGACAUUCAAGCUGCUCAACAAGUACAGACCUGAGACGAAGGCGCAGAAGAAGGAGCGUCUGCACCAGGAAGCUACCGCUGUGGAGGAGGGCAAGAAGAAGGAGGAUGUUUCCAAGAAACCAUACACCGUGAAAUACGGUCUGAACCACGUGGUCGGAUUGAUCGAAUCGAAGAAGGCCUCCAUGGUCCUGAUCGCUCAUGAUGUCGACCCGAUCGAGCUGGUGGUUUUCCUGCCCGCUCUGUGCCGCAAGAUGGGUGUGCCUUACGCCAUUAUCAAGGGCAAAGCUCGUCUUGGUACGGUCGUGCACAAGAAGACUGCUGCUGUGCUGGCUUUGACAGAAGUCAAGAGCGAGGACAAAUCUGAGCUGAGCAAGCUUGUCAACACCAUCAGUGAGGGAUACACUAAGAAGUACGAGGAGCACCGACGACACUGGGGUGGCGGUAUCAUGGGUGCAAAGGCCGUUGCCAAGCAGGAGAAGAAGCGGAAGGCCAUUGAGAGUGCUAUCAAGAUCUAAAACAAUCUCUCCCUUUUCACGAUGAGAAUCAUCUCUGGUUGGGCCUGGGUGGAUGACCAAAACUUGGUGUGGAUGGUCGUCAAGAUGGCAGCAAAGCUGGCGUACUAGAAUUCUUGUUGCUGGGGGCUUAUCAUGCCCGGCAAAAGGUUGACUGCAUCAAAGCUAUGUCAGCGAGACGUACAAGCUCUUCGGCCGCAACAAGGAGUGAGUGGCCAGCAUACUGAGCACAUUCGGCUCCAAAGGGGUAGCAUGCAAGGCCAGUGAGGGGCAUGAAAGCCGCUCCGUCGCGCAAAACGAACGGAAAUGAUACCAAACACUGCAACUAGCCC